AUGGGCCCCCACGGCUCCCCGGGACCCGCCCCUCCCCGGGCACAGGGGCCCCGCCCCCGCAGCUCCCCCAGUUACCGGGACUCCUGCGCUGAUGCCGCGUCCCCAGCGCUCGCCCCGCGGGGCCCCGGGCGCAGCCGGCUCGGUGGGCGCUGGGCGGGGCGGGACGUGGGGCACCGAGCGCCGCAGCUGCGCUCCGGAGCCAGCCCCCUCUGGCGGCGCCUGCUCCUGGCCGGGCUGCGAGCGGCGGCGGAUCCUCCCCCCGCCCUGCCCAUUGGGGGCUCUCGCCGGCGCUGCGGGACCUGGUGCCUUAGUUCUGCUUUGGCUCGGUCCGGUUUCCGCUGCCAGGCACCGGCUCCUCUGGCGUUCUCCGCUCCGGGGGAUUCUGCCCUGGGCUGGGCCUUGGACACUGCGAGCGAGUCUCCGCUCUGGCUGCUUGGGGAUGGGCUGAGCGGACACCAGCAAUUAUUGAGCUGGAUCAUCUCCCCCACCAAGAUCUGGGGAGGGGCCACGCAGCACCUGGUGUCAUGGGGGCCCGAGAUUUUGGUCAGCGUCUCCAGCAACUGGCACAAUGGGGGAGAGAUCUCAGUCUCGGGGUUCAGGCAGCAGCCGCCCACACGCCCCAGUCCCCCAUGGAUAGGACCCCGAAUAGAGCCAGAUUGCGACACAGCCGAGCCAGACCCUCUCGGGGGGGCUGGGCAGGGGGCAGCCAUGGGCCGGGCCUGGCCGGCAGCAGAGCCGGUCCCCGCGGGCGGACCCCGCCAGGAGCAGGCGCCGCCAGAGGGGGCUGGCUCCGGAGCGCAGCUGCGGCGCUCGGUGCCCCACGUCCCGCCCCGCCCAGCGCGCACCGAGCCGGCUGCGCCCGGGGCCCCGCGGGGCGAGCGCCAGGGAUGCAGCCCCAGCCCGGGGGCCCCGGCAUCUCCGAGCCUCUGUAGCAUGGCCUGCCUUCGUGGCGCAUCGGGGAGCAGCAUGGCUGCCCUCAACUCCCAGAUGGAGCGUGGGGAGGAGCUGCGGGUUCCGGAUUCCCAGGGCCGUGAGGAAGAGGAGAUGCCACUUGGUAUGAGCCCAGCAGAUGACCAGGUGAGUGAGGAGGGGUCUGCCCAGGUGGACGGGGCACCCAAAGGAGCCCAGCUGAAUAUUUGCCGGCGCUCAGAGCGGGUCGGGAGCCUGCGCCGGUCAGAAAGGAGAAGUGGUGCUGGGCAGCAGCCAGAGACCCCCGCCAAGCCCAUCCCCCAGCCCCGAGGAUCUCAGCAGCGCUACGUGUGUGCUGAAUGCGGCCGCGGCUUCACCGUGAGCGCCCGCCUGGUGAAGCACGAGCGGACGCACACCGGUGAGCGCCCCUUUGCCUGUGCCGAGUGCGGCAAGUGCUUCACCCAGAACGCCAACCUGGUGCAGCACCGCCGCACCCACACCGGUGAGCGCCCCUUCUGCUGCGGCGACUGUGACCGGCGCUUCAGCACCAAAGCCGACCUGGCCCGGCACCGCCAGUCCCACACCGGGGAGCGCCCCUUCCGCUGUGCCGAGUGCGGCCGGGGCUUCAGCCAGAGCUCCAACCUGCUGCGCCACCAGCGCUCCCACACCGGCGAGCGCCCCUUCGCCUGCCAGGACUGUGGGGCCGCCUUCGCCCGCAACGCCCACCUGGCGGCCCACUGCCGCACCCAUACUGGCGAGCGCCCCUUCCGCUGCGGGCAGUGCCGGGAGCGCUUCGCCCAGGCCACCGCGCUGAUCCAGCACCGCCGGCUGCACACAGGCGAGCGCCCCUUCGAGUGCUCCGACUGCGGCAAGGGCUUCACUCGGGCCGCCACCCUGCAGCAUCACCAGCGCCUGCACGCCGGCCAGCGCCCCUUCCCCUGCCGGGACUGCGGGGCCACCUUCGCCGCCCACGCCACUCUCCGCCAGCACCGCCGCAGGCACUCCGGGGAGGCUCCCUUCCGCUGCGCUGAGUGCGGGCGCUGCUUCGCCGUCAGCUCCGCGCUGCUCCGGCACCAGCACGUCCACACUGGGGAGCGGCCCUUCACCUGCCACGAGUGUGGUGCCGGCUUCAGCCAGAGUUCGGCGCUCGUCCGCCACCAGAGACUCCACGACUAGUGCCUAGUGCUCCUGGGCCCGGCAGCAAGCCAGGGCAUGACCCCUGGCAGGAGGGGGAGGCUCUGGGCCCUGGUGGGAGAAGGGUGCCACAGGGGGCCCCAUGCGAGUGGAUGAGGGGAAGGUGCUCUGCAGAGGUGGAUUAAUUCAGCUGGAAUAAAUGAGCCCACAGGGUCUGCGGUGUUAACGGGACCCCGUCGCUGCCCGGUGCUAAGCAGUCCCACUGAGUUUGGGGUUCCCGUCCAGAGACCCCGGCUUGCUGAGCCCAUGGCUGAUGUCCCAGCGAACAUCUCCUUAGCCUUCGAUUAAAGCUACCGAAGAGUGCUAA
Gopherus evgoodei (Goodes thornscrub tortoise) is the source of this 2410-nucleotide messenger RNA. Its product is annotated as zinc finger protein 497-like. Gene Ontology annotation, molecular function: DNA-binding transcription factor activity, RNA polymerase II-specific; RNA polymerase II cis-regulatory region sequence-specific DNA binding. Lineage: Eukaryota; Metazoa; Chordata; Testudines; Testudinidae. The record is from RefSeq and is a predicted model, not a curated record. Gene Ontology annotation, biological process: regulation of transcription by RNA polymerase II. The transcript has 5 exons. Bases 1 to 2085 code for a protein of 694 amino acids.